UCAUUGUAUAAAGCGCAAAAGAGAAAUUUACGUGUUUUUCAUAUUUUAUUGAGGUAUAUAUAUAUUCUCCAUUGUAUAUCUUCUUUGACGAAUGGAUUUUAGAAGUGAGCGACUUAGGACAAACUAAUCAUAGAGAUAGGAGAAAAGGCGAAUAAUCAAACGCUGAAUCGGCUCGUCAUCUGAUACAAAGAUUCAGUCAUUCAGUGCACAGUCAUCAAAAUUUCUUCAUUUAAAAAUAAACAAAUAGCUGAAGAAUGGAAAUGAGGAAAUUUCUACGUCAUUGAAGGAAGAGAUCUAGAUGCACAAAAGAUGUUGAUGAUUUUAUGUGGAACGUGAUAUUGGCUCGAGAUGAAAUUCAGAGAUACCAUCGCGAUGCAUUCAUAGAAUAUCAUUUCUAAAUCUUGUGUGUUCCCGUUUUUAUUUUUUCAUUAUUGGAUAAGAAUAGAAACAUCCUGUGACGAUGAAAGUUAAAUUCAAAUAUUCCUUGCAAUCACUAUUCCGGAAUUACUUUGUUUACGUCCUGUUGUGGUUUGUGAUGUACGUUAAAGUUACAGCACAAUUUAAUAUGUUCUCUGUCCAGGAUCCACCCGAUGACCCUUGUUAUGACGAAAGGGGUGAAUCAAAAAUGUGCAUUCCUGAUUUUGUGAACGCUGCUUUCGGACAAGAGGUGGUAGCCUCCAGCACGUGCGGGUCACCACCGAGUCGGUAUUGUCAGUCGACGAGGGAAAAGGACAGAGUGAUUAGAAAUUGUUUUAUCUGUGAUGCUAAGCAUCCAAAAAGAAUGCAUCCCCCAUCAUAUCUAACAGACCUCAACAAUGCCAACGACUUGACAUGCUGGAUGUCCAACACGUAUUUACAAUACCCUCAGAAUGUUACUUUAAAGCUAGCUCUGAACAAAAAAUACGAGCUCACCUACAUAAGCUUACAAUUCUGUUCAUCGAGACCAGAAUCAAUGGGAAUAUUCAAAAGUAUGGAUUAUGGUAAAACUUGGAUUCCAUUUCAAUAUUAUUCCAGCAGCUGUAAAAAGAUGUUUGGAAAAUCUCCCAAAGGCGUUGUUUCGCGAUCUAAUGAGCAAGAAGCACUUUGUACGGAACAAUAUAGUAGCAUCGAGCCAUUAAACGGGGCUCGGGUGGCAUUUAGUACCCUAGAGGGUCGACCGUCUGCAUAUGAUUUUGAGAAUAAUGCUAUUCUUCAAGAUUGGGUCACCGCUACCGAUAUUAUGAUUGUCUUCAACCGACUUAACACCUACAAUGAUGAAAAUGAAGAUGAUGAUGGGGUGAGGGAAAGUUAUUAUUAUGCCAUGUCCGAUUUGGCUGUAGGGGGAAGAUGCAAGUGUAACGGCCAUGCUUCUAAAUGCGUCAAAAACCGCGCAGGAAACUAUGUUUGCGAGUGCAGGCAUAACACGGCGGGAAACGACUGCGAAAAGUGUAAACCUUUCCAUUUUGACCGACCAUGGGCCAGGGCUACAUCCGCAGAUGCUAAUGCAUGUGUUGCUUGUAAUUGCAAUCUUCACGCCCGUCGUUGUCGUUUUAACAUUGGUCUGUACACACUCUCUGGACAAAAGAGCGGUGGGGUGUGCAUCAAGUGCCGCCAUAAUACGGCGGGCCGCAACUGCAAUUAUUGUCGCCAGGGAUAUUACCGAGACCCCCAAAAAUUGAUUACGCACCGUAAAGCGUGCAAAGCUUGCAACUGCCACCCUGUAGGAGCUCUCGGGAAAAUAUGUAACCAAACUUCCGGUCAGUGCCCUUGUAAAGAUGGCGUCAUUGGACGAACAUGCAACCGUUGCCAUAGUGACUACGAUCAAACGGCUUCUUUGAUACAACCUUGUAUUAUUGCAACGACGACAGCACCACCCUUUAUAAAUACUACCACAGAUGGCGCUCCAACUAAGAGACCAAAAACAACACCUCCUGUUAAAACGCAGAAAAAAGACAAGUGUUCGAAAUGCAGAAAGAAACAGAAAAGACUGAACCUUCGCAAAUUCUGUCGAAGAGAUUAUGCGAUCCAGGCCAGUAUUCUGUCUCGCAAGACGGAGGGAGAGUGGGUGAAAUAUACCAUAAAUGUUAUCAGUAUAUACAAACGCAAUUCUCAACAGAAACGAGGCGAAACAUUCCUAUGGGUUCCCAAACGCGAUGUGAAAUGUAAAUGUCCGAAACUGCGGCAAGGCAGACGGUAUUUUCUAAUUGGUCGAAUGCGGAACCCCUACGGAAAACCCGGAGGGUACAUUGCAGAUAAAAGUACAGUUGUGAUUAGGCAUCGGGAACGAUGGCACAAAAGAAUAAGAUUAUUCACGAGGAAAGAGAGAAGAGGAAAGUGUAAUAGUUCAGAUCGCAGGAAAAGAACAUAGUGUAUAGACGGGAUUUAUGUCUUAAUGGUUGUGAACAAAUGAAAGCCAAACCAAAGAUUUAUUACCAAACAGAAUUUUGUUUAAGUUGGGUGCUGCAAUCAAAGAAUUGACAAGGACGCCCUCUUGAAUUAUGAAGCACGUCUGUGUUUUUUUUUCUUAAACAAAAGGACGAAGUUUAAAUCACGUGGUUAUGCCGAAAAGGAAGUGUCACGUGAUUAUAUGAGGUCAUGUGAACAUGUGAAUAUGAAAGUGACAGCCAUUGUUAGACUGCCUUUUUAUUCAUGAGUAUUAUCACAAAGGAUCUAUUCCACCGUUGACUGUUUUGCUUAAUAACAGAAAGUCAAGGGAAAAUGUGACUUUUUAAAGAAGGAUUUCGUUUUCUGUAUGUAGACUGGAAGUUGAAAUGGCGAACAUUAUGGAUUGUGUUAAUACUUUAAUUUGUAUAUUUUGCCAAAGUCUUAGAAACAUUUCGCUGUACAUUUCCAAUUUGUUAUAAUGAAAAGCAAAUUUGUUGUAAAUAAGCUGUUUUAUAUGAUGUAAUACCGAAUUUUCAGCACAUGAUAUUAAGUACUUCAUUUUGGGUAACUACUUUUUGAAUUAAGAGAUGACGCACAAUCAAUUUCCUUAACGUUUUUUCUGCUUGAAAAUGAUUUCGCAAUAUCGUGAUAGUUCAUGUUAAUUAAAUCACCAUGAUAAAGAGUGUUAAUUUCUACUAUUAUGCUGAAACAAGGUUAUUUCCUGAUAGUGCAUUGUCAUGUCAAUUUCUAGAUAUCAUAAAGACGCAGAAUUUAGCUGCAAUUUAGAUGAAAUGGAAUACUCUCUGUGGUCAGUAAAUGUUCUGGUGAUGUCAUAAGUUGUAUUAUUUAUAUUCAUUUACUUAUCUGUUGUAAUUAUUGUUCACAUUAUUUGUAAUUAAAUGUAUUUUAAUUAAGAAGGCUAUAAAUAUCCGUCAUUUCUUAAACCUCAACACGUGAACCCAAAUAAAAAUUAUUUGAAAUAUC
Saccostrea echinata is the source of this 3348-nucleotide messenger RNA. RefSeq names its product netrin-1-like. The record is from RefSeq and is a predicted model, not a curated record. Bases 461 to 2347 code for a protein of 628 amino acids. The transcript is spliced from 7 exons. Gene Ontology annotation, molecular function: protein binding. Lineage: Eukaryota; Metazoa; Mollusca; Bivalvia; Ostreida; Ostreidae.